This is a messenger RNA of Chaetomium fimeti, 889 nucleotides long. RefSeq lists its product as uncharacterized. The transcript has 2 exons. Bases 206 to 859 code for a protein of 217 amino acids. NCBI's taxonomy places the organism in Eukaryota, Fungi, Ascomycota, Sordariomycetes, Sordariales, Chaetomiaceae. The record is from RefSeq and is a predicted model, not a curated record.
GUUUUCGAGACGGUACCUUACCGAGGUUCCGUCCGGGUGCCUCGUAAUAUUUGAGAACUGCACGAAACCUACAAAUAGGUGGCCACCAAAAUUUAGUAAUACAUUUUGCAAGCCGCAAGCGUCGUAGGAGAGAGCGAGAAAGCCCGAGAAGCCGAAACAACAUCUUACCCCCUUUCCGUAACCCACAUCCCGCCUUGGAUCAAUCAUGGCCAAACAAACCCUUCUUGGUGUGUGUCUCGUGGCAGCGCUUGCCACCAUGACAGCGGCCCAAGCUAGCAGUUCGGCUCUCCCGGUUGCCACAGUGCUCCUGGACCGGAUUGAGGGUGCCGCAUUCGAGGCGUCGGUCGUCUCCGUCCUGCCGGAAGGGACGUUAUUCUCGAUCGACUGCCGAACGACGGCCACAGUUCCAGAGCCGACAAAUGAAUGCUCCCGGGUUGUAGGUGGCUUAUCCAUAAUGCAGGGCAGCAUACAAUAUACGGCCGAUUGGACUGUGACUGACGGCCCCGCCCCUACGACAACCGUUGCUAGCUACGUAGCAUGCGUCUUGCAGGGCGAUAACGGGUACUGCACCAACACGGUCGACGUGAAUGGCGUGGUCACGACAACUCCCUACAUUUUUACCAGCAUCUGGGACCGACUGUCACCCAUUACGAUUACCGCGGGUGCAGAGAAGCUUUUGGGCUCUGCUGCACCAACUGUGUCUGCGUCCACAGUGUCUAAUACGACUCAGCAGACGCCGCCCGCCUCGUCAGCCGUCGUGACGGGUGCUGGCGCUGUGCUGCGCCCGGCGGGUCGCGUCCUCUUUGGUGUAUUGGCGGCUGGGCUUGUUGCCGUCGCGCUCGGUGGCGGGGUGGUUUGAUCGAUCGAGGUUGCUGGGGAUCAUGGAAAG